AUGGCCGUAGCUGCGAUGGCCGAGCGGGGCCGCCUGCCUCCUGCCGUGCCCGCGCCCGCGCCCAGUACGGAGGGGCUGCCGCGCGCCUUCCUGCAGAGCCUGCGCACCCUCUUCGACAUCCUGGACGACCGGCGGCGCGGCUUCGUGCAUCUGCACGAGAUCGAGUCCCGCUGGCAGGGCGCCGACGCCAGCGAGCUGCCCCGCGGCGUGCUCGAGGGCCUGCGCCAGGUAGCCCCGGCCAGCGGCUACCUGACUUUCGAGCGCUUCGUGACCGGCCUGCGCACCUCGCUGCUGAACACCGACGGCGGCCCGCGGGACCCGGCGCGCGCCCAGGCCCGGCCCGGAGACCAACGAGCGCCGCCCCCGCCCCAGCGCCUGGUGUUCGCGCCGGCCGACGAGCCGCGCACCGUCCUGGAGAGGAAGCCGCUGCCCCUGGGCGCGCGCCCCGCGCCGGCCGGUCCCGGAGGCUCGGCCCGGAACCCCGAGCAGCUGUGCGGCCCAGCGGAGGUGGCCGCCGGCCCCACGGAACCCGAGCGGCCCCAGAGCUCGGCGCAGGAGCGGAGUCCCAGCGUGGACGCCGGUGCAGCUGUCUGCAAGGCCCUGGAGGUAGGCACAGGGGAUGCCCGGCGGGCUCCUCGGGCCCGAGGGGAACGUCGGAGGCACACGAUCACUAAUAGCGUGGACUGUGGCCUGCUGAAGCAGAUGAAGGAGCUGGAGCAGGAGCAGGAGGUGUUGCUGCAGGGUCUCGAGAUGAUGGCGCGUGGUCGCGACUGGUACCAGCAGCAGCUGCAGCGUGUGCAGGAGCGCCAGCGUCGCCUGGGCCAAAGCAGAGCUUGUGCAGACUUUGGGGCUCUAGGGAGUUCCCGCCCACUGGGGCGGCUACUGCCCAAAGUACAGGAGGUGGCCCGGUGCCUGGGGGAGCUGUUGGCUGCAGCCUGCGCUGGCAGGGCUCUGCCCUCAUCCACUUCAGGGCUCCCGGGCCCUGUCCUGCCCUCGGCCCCUGGCUGGCAGCAGCAAACCAUCCUCAUGCUGAAAGAGCAGAACCGGCUCCUCACCCAGGAGGUGACCGACAAGAGUGAGCGUAUCACCCAGCUGGAGCAGGAGAAGUCUGCCCUCAUCAAGCAGUUGUUUGAGGCCCGAGCUCUCAGCCAGCAGGACGUUGGGCCUCUGGACUCCACUUUCAUCUAG
Messenger RNA from Castor canadensis (American beaver), 1188 nucleotides. It is a transcript of the gene Sapcd2, whose product is annotated as suppressor APC domain containing 2. The record is from RefSeq and is a predicted model, not a curated record. NCBI's taxonomy places the organism in Eukaryota, Metazoa, Chordata, Mammalia, Rodentia, Castoridae.